This is a messenger RNA of Rubroshorea leprosula, 737 nucleotides long. NCBI's taxonomy places the organism in Eukaryota, Viridiplantae, Streptophyta, Magnoliopsida, Malvales, Dipterocarpaceae. The record is from the annotation of a GenBank genome assembly.
CCACAUCAAAAGGAAGAGGCGGAGAAAGGGUAAAAAUGAGGAAGCAAGUUUGUUCAAGCAUUUUUCUUCUAAUUUGCUUUCUUUUUCUUUGUUUAUGUGUUGAAGCUCAAACCUGUACGUCCAGUGGCAAGAUAAUAGGGAAAAAGCCUCCACCAGGAAAAUGCAACCAAGAGGAUGAGUGCUGUGUAGAGGGCAAGCCAUAUACAAUUUACAAGUGUUCACCUCCGGUUUCAGGGCAUACAAAGGCAACGUUGACCCUUAACAGCUUUGAAGCAGGUGGGGAUGGUGGUGCACCAUCUGAAUGCGACAAUCAAUACCAUUCCAAUGAUGAACCUCUGGUGGCACUUUCAACAGGAUGGUACAGCAAGGGGAGCAGGUGUUUGAAGUCCAUUAACAUCCAUGGAAAUGGAAAGACAGUCAGUGCCAAAGUGGUUGAUGAAUGUGACUCUAAAGUGGGAUGUGAUGCUGACCAUGCUUACCAGCCUCCAUGCCGUAACAACAUUGUUGAUGCAUCAAAGGCAGUUUGGAAAGCCUUAGGAGUGCCGAAAAAUGAUUGGGGAGAAAUGGAUAUAUACUGGUCUGAGUGAUUUCCUCCAUAUUUUAACUUAUAGUGUCUACUAGUCUUUGGAAUAAAAGGUUUAUUUCUUCUAUCAUUAAUGUGCUUUGUGUUCAGUUGUUUGUAUUUGAAGCAAUCAUCUUAUGUAGUCAUCUUUCAUAAAUAAAUAAAUAAUCUCUUA